Ricinus communis (castor bean) is the source of this 1493-nucleotide messenger RNA. RefSeq names its product dnaJ protein ERDJ3B. The record is from RefSeq and is a predicted model, not a curated record. The coding region runs from base 286 to 1323 and encodes 345 amino acids. Lineage: Eukaryota; Viridiplantae; Streptophyta; Magnoliopsida; Malpighiales; Euphorbiaceae. Gene Ontology annotation, biological process: protein folding. The transcript is spliced from 10 exons.
GAAAAGGUCCGAGUCGGAGACUCAGUGGUCAAGUCAUCGGUUCCUUUGGAGUUUCUGUUGGUGCUCAAGGCCGCGACGAAAACGACCCAGUUUUAAGGUCUCUUGCUCAAAAGGAAACCAAAAAUUUAAAGAACCAGAAGAAGAAGAAGAAGAAGAAACCGAGAGCCAAGAAGAACCAAAAAAAUACAAAAUAAGAGAAUAAAAGAAAACCCGCGAGACAGAGAUUUAGAUACUCAGAUUUAAAGGUUUUUGAGAUUUGGAGAGAUCCAAUUCUCUAAAUCUACAAUGGCGUAUAGAAAAGCAAAGCUGCUGUUUCUAUUAUGCGCUCUAUCUUACGUACUCUCUGUCAUCUCAGCGAAGAGUUAUUAUGAUGUACUGCAAGUACCCAAGAGCGCGUCGGAUGAGCAGAUCAAGAGAGCGUAUAGAAAACUGGCAUUAAAGUAUCAUCCUGAUAAGAAUCCUGGAAAUGAGGAGGCUAAUAAGCGAUUUGCUGAGAUUAAUAAUGCAUAUGAGGUGUUGUCGGAUAGCGAAAAGAGAAAUAUAUAUGAUAGGUAUGGAGAAGAAGGGAUUAAACAGCAUAUGGCUGGCGGAGGGAGAGGUGGAGGAAUGGGAAUGAACAUUCAAGAUCUUUUCAGCUUCUUUGGUGGAGGAGGUUCGAUGGAAGAGGAAGAGAAAAUUGUAAAAGGGGAUGAUGUAAUUGUCGACUUGGAUGCUACACUGGAAGACUUGUACAUGGGUGGCUCUCUCAAGGUAUGGAGGGAGAAAAAUGUGAUAAAGCCAGCUCCUGGUAAAAGACGCUGUAACUGCAGAAAUGAAGUUUAUCAUAAGCAAAUUGGUCCAGGAAUGUUUCAACAGAUGACAGAACAGGUCUGUGAGCAAUGCCAAAAUGUCAAAUUUGAACGGGAGGGAUAUUUUGUCACGGUUGAUAUUGAGAAAGGCAUGCAGGAUGGACAAGAGGUGGUUUUCUACGAAGAUGGUGAACCAAUAAUAGAUGGGGAGCCUGGAGAUUUGAAGUUCCGUAUUCGUACAGCAGCCCAUGAUCGAUUCAGGAGGGAGGGCAAUGACCUGCGCACAACUGUGACAAUAACACUGGUUCAAGCCCUCGUUGGUUUUGAGAAGACCAUUAAACACCUCGAUGAACAUUUAGUGGACAUAGGCACAAAGGGAAUCACUAAGCCUAAGGAAGUAAGGAAGUUCAAAGGGGAAGGAAUGCCUCUGCAUUUCAGCACGAAGAAAGGAGAUCUUUACGUCACAUUUGAGGUUCUUUUCCCCACCUCAUUAACUGAAGACCAGAAGACGAAAAUCAAGGCAACUCUUGGCUAGGGUAUAGAGUUAAUUCUUUUAUUGGGUCCUAAAUUGUUCCCAUUGUAACAAUAGAUUUACAUAGAAAUUCAGGAAAAAACAUCGAGGCUUCUGUUUUGUCAACUACCUUGUUAAGUAGCAAGUAACCAUCAUACAAAUUAAUGCAGCUGUUUUUUUGCCCACUUGAUCCA